Oreochromis aureus is the source of this 627-nucleotide messenger RNA. RefSeq names its product cytochrome b-c1 complex subunit 10 (gene uqcr11). Gene Ontology annotation, biological process: mitochondrial electron transport, ubiquinol to cytochrome c. The record is from RefSeq and is a predicted model, not a curated record. Gene Ontology annotation, cellular component: mitochondrial inner membrane. The transcript has 3 exons. NCBI's taxonomy places the organism in Eukaryota, Metazoa, Chordata, Actinopteri, Cichliformes, Cichlidae. Bases 84 to 254 code for a protein of 56 amino acids.
AUAUAGGCUGCCGAGAAACUCGGAAGUGCUUCCAAUCUUUUAAAGUGGCACGUCCUGCGUAAGGAGGACAAAAUUCAGCCAAAAUGAUCAGUAAAGUAAUCGGUCAGAAAUAUGUGGCCAUUGCCAAGUCAUGGCUCCCAACUAUGGCAGUAUGGGGAACAACUGGAGGUGUAGCCCUAGUGUACUUCACAGACUGGCGUUUGGUUUUGGAUUAUGUCCCCUAUGUCAAUGGCAAAUUCAAGAAGGAUGACUAACAUGUGUCAGGUCAGCGCUAUUUUUUGUUUUUACACAAGGACCUACAGAGAGACCACGGACUGCUGCAGCCAGGACCUUCCACUGCAUGGCAGGCCACCGGAGCCCAUCAUCUUCACCCUGCAGCUCAUUCAGCAGCAUUUGAACUGUUCACUACCAACGUCCAAUGAAAUGAUCCUUGGGUUUGGCAUUUCAGCGUUCUUCUGCCAGUAAAAACAUGAACAGAUGAAGAAGAAAACAGUCACGAUUUAAACGUGCUUUUGGUUUCUUUCCCUGUUCAGAUUAAGGACGUGUAUUUAUUGUAAUCAUCUGUGCUCUGUGGGUCAAAUUUGAUUCUUUUUUGUGAGAAGUAAAGUAUGUGCGAUUUCUCCUAUA